Mizuhopecten yessoensis (Yesso scallop) is the source of this 921-nucleotide messenger RNA. RefSeq names its product arrestin domain-containing protein 4-like. Gene Ontology annotation, cellular component: cytoplasm. The record is from RefSeq and is a predicted model, not a curated record. NCBI's taxonomy places the organism in Eukaryota, Metazoa, Mollusca, Bivalvia, Pectinida, Pectinidae. Bases 1 to 921 code for a protein of 306 amino acids. Gene Ontology annotation, biological process: protein transport. The transcript has a single exon.
AUGCUAGAAAAAGGCAACCAUCAAUUUGACUUUGAGUACAGACUACCUGACAAUCUGCCUUCUUCUUUUAUUGGUAAGUUUGGGAGUGUUACGUAUGUGUUCAAGGCUAGUGCUUAUGGUGAUCGCCCUGGUGACACCUCACUCAUCAGUGAACCCUUUCUCAUCCUCCGCAGUCUGCCCCUCCCCGAGCGAUUCAGACAUGGCGCUUCCGCAAAAUUGGAAAAACGCAUAUGGAAAAAGCUGUCAAGUGGGAAAGUCAAGCUCUCAGCCAGUAUAAACCGGGUAGGAGGAACCCAGGGGGAGGACCUGUUCAUAAACGCUGAGGUAGCUAACAGAUCUCCUGCCAGGAUUACUGCGAUGCAGACCUCAAUUAUCAUGAAUACCCUCUACCACGCUCAAAACCGUGCUAUACCCUUCCGUCAAAUUGUCAAUAAGCGACGGGACGAGUAUGAACUAUUACGUGGUGACGGACGUCGAUGGCAAAAUGUGCGUCUGUCUAUCCCUCCCUAUAUCCCUGAAACGAGACUCGAGUAUUGUGAUAUCAUUGAAGUCUCCUAUACUCUACAGUUCAGGAUAGAAAUCGCAGGUGGGAAAGAAAUGAAAAUAGAAUUUCCAUUUAUGGUCGGAUCCAUGCAAGAAGGACAUGAAAUUGUGUCACGUAAUAAAAACAGCAUCAUGAACCGUCAGUGGACGUUGAGCUCGAAGGAGCUCCAAAUGGGCCCAGCAGGUGACCCGGCCCCGGAUUACGACCAUGAUGGGGACUGGUAUCACGAGAAUGUGCCAGAACUUCGCCCAGAAGAUUCUAAGGUUACAAACCCAUUGUUUCAGGAUCAUGACAAAAAGAUUACACAUAAAAACAUUGAAAACUUCCAACCUACACUGGAUGAGCUGCCAGAGGUUAUUGAAAACACAAAACUAUGA